Molecule: messenger RNA, 1420 nt
Organism: Condylostylus longicornis
Lineage: Eukaryota; Metazoa; Arthropoda; Insecta; Diptera; Dolichopodidae
Product: sodium/calcium exchanger 1-like
Exons: 8
Coding region: 77-1039 (320 amino acids)
Biological process (GO): calcium ion import across plasma membrane; sodium ion transmembrane transport
Cellular component (GO): sarcolemma; postsynapse; axon
Molecular function (GO): calcium:sodium antiporter activity
Source: RefSeq, a predicted model, not a curated record
UAUACCACUAGGCAUUCUAGAAGAAGGAAGUUAUGAAAAAGAUGUACUAUUUUAUGUAAAUAUCGGAGAACCACAAAUGGUUGGAGCGAAAUCUUCUGUUGUUGAUCCUGAGAACCCGGAUGAAGAAAAAAAGGAUGAUGAACUGAUAGGACUUGUGCAGGCAGCUGAAGCAAAAGCACCUGAAGAUUUAACCGAAGAAGAUAAAAUGGCUUUAUUAGGUCGACCAAAAAUUGGUGAAGUUAUUCGGGCGCAAUUAAGAAUUAAGGAAAGCAAAGAAUUUAAGAAUACUGUCGAUAAAUUAGUGCAAAGAGCGAAUGCUUCGCUUCUUAUUGGUACAUCAUCUUGGAAGGAACAAUUUACGGAGGCACUAACAGUUAGUGCUGGUGAUGAUGAAGACGAAGAAGGUGGUGAAGUAGAAGGAAAAUCACCAUCAUGUGCAGAUUAUGUUAUGCAUUUUCUAACACUCUUUUGGAAAUUAAUGUUUGCAUUCAUCCCACCAACAGAUAUAUAUGGAGGUUAUGUAUGCUUUGUUGUGUCCAUUAUAAGUAUUGGUAUGGUAACUGCUGUUAUUGGAGAUGUUGCAUCACAUUUCGGCUGUACUUUAGGUAUUAAGGAUGCAGUCACUGCCAUUUGUUUUGUAGCGCUUGGUACAAGUAUACCAGAUACAUUUGCAAGCAAAGUAGCAGCAAUACAAGAUAAAUAUGCUGAUGCCAGUGUCGGUAACGUUACAGGUAGUAAUGCUGUAAAUGUCUUCCUUGGAAUUGGUGUUGCGUGGACGAUAGCUGCAAUUUACCAUUCAUUAAAUGGUAACGAAUUCCUUGUUGAUCCUGGAACGUUAGCAUUUUCAGUAACACUUUUCUGCUCAGAAGCCGCUUUAACUGUAAUAGUAUUACUAAUGCGUCGAAAUAAAAUUGUUGGCGGUGAAUUAGGUGGCCCAGUAGUUAUAAAAUAUGUUAGCGGUGCAAUAUUAUUUGGCCUCUGGUUAAUAUAUGUUAUUGUGAGCAGUUUAGAGGCCUAUGGUGUCAUACAAGGAUUUUAAGUUAAAAUUUUUAGAUAAAUUUUUAAUUAAUAAAUUAAUAGUGUAUAAUAUAAAAAAAAAAAAAAUUAUGUACUGUAAUCUUAAAAAUAUUAUUCAAGAUUUUUGGUUAUUUUUCUUUUGUGAAAAUAUCGAUUUAAAAAAAUAUAAUAAAAUUUUAUUAUUAAAUUUUUUUUUCUUUUUUAAUUUUAUUUUUUUCUAAAUUGAAUGAGACAAUUUCAAAAUUUAUUAAUUUAAUAAGAAAUUAACAAAGAAAAAUUAAAAAUGAAAAAAAAAAACUCAUACGUGUUCCAUAACUAUUUUUAAAUACUGUAUAUAAUGUAUAUGGUAAUUAUAUAUAUAUAUAAUUAAUGCAUAUGUAAUCAAAAUUGAUAUUUUCAUUUG